AGUGAUCCUGCUGAGCUAUACUUUAUGCAUGUGUCUGUACGCUCGCAGGUUUGUUUCAGGGAUCAGACAUACGGUCCGGCCCGGUUCAUUUGUGAGCAUAGUUGAGAAGUUACGGGUUUCAACCGUAGAGACUACUUAUACUUAGCAGCCGUGAACACAGGUGUGAGAUCGUACUGAUUUCCCACCUUCGAUACAUCGUCUAACACAAUGUCCGUCCCUCGUUUCGAGCUGAACAACGGCGUCGAGAUCCCAGCUAUUGGCUUGGGAUGCUGGGCUGGCAUGACAAAGGAAGAACGCGCCGCAGGAUGGAGCUGGUUCUUGUCCGCGAUUCAGAAUGGUUACAGGCACUUCGAUACAGCAUAUCUCUACGGAACUGAGGCUUCCCUUACCAAAGCUAUAAAGGAGUCUGGCAUCUCGCGCAAGGAGCUUUUCAUCACAACGAAGUUGCCAUGGGGCCACAUGGGUCGUGUUCAGGCAUCAAUCGACGAGAGUCUGAAGAAUCUUGAGACCGACUAUGUUGAUCUUUAUUUAAUACAUUGGCCAUUUGCUGCGAAAUACGAAGAGGGCAACCCCUGGCCCACAACCGCUAAUGGGGACCUGGUUGCCGAUGACUCGGUUACAUUCAAUGAGACGUGGGCAGAAAUGGAGAAAGUCCUCGCCAGUGGCAAGGCCCGAGCUAUUGGCGUUAGCAACUUCUCGAUCAAGAAUCUCAAAAGACUCCUUACUAUAGCCAAGGUGGUUCCUGCUGUCAAUCAGGUCGAGCUACACCCCUACCUUGCACAGCCUGAGCUGAAGGCAUUCGCUGACUCAAAGGGGAUCCUCCUGACCGCCUAUACACCCACCGGUUACGCAACUGUUCGCUCAGACCCAACUAUCACCGGGCUCGCGGGAAAGUAUGCAGUGACUCCAGCUCAAAUCAUUCUGGCGUGGCACCUUUCUCGAGGUGUCGCUGCUGUUCCCAAAAGUACAAACAAGGAACACCAGAGAGAGAAUUUGGAGCCUUCUAUGCUUUCUGCUGAAGAUAUUCAGAAGAUCAAUGCACUUGAUAGGAACGAGCGAUUGUGCAACAAGGCGAACGAGAGGGGCGUCGUUUACGGUUGGACAUACGAACAGCUCGGGUGGUGAACUAUGAAUGCAUUAAUGUGUGAUUUCACUGAAUGCAGAAGUUCUUUUUGCCAUUAUGCAAUUAUCGUACCGGCCCCGCCGGCUUCGAAUAUCUCUACAUAUCCUGUAUAAAAAUGUCCGCCUUAUCUGCAUUCAGCGUCCAUCCCAGAAAUGAUCCGAACAUGGAUCAUACAUCUCGACGUCUUCGAUUGUUUGAUCAGUCCAAUUUGAAUACUGACGUUGACCGUGUUGUGAUCUUCGUGACAGGGAAGUGGGGAGACUUCUGACGAAGAAUGCGACUGUUUCCAAUGUUGGACAAUACGCGCCCAAAGCCUGAGCUACGGUGUACGAAUCCCCAAACUGCGCGAUAUCCAGGUCAGCAUAGUGGUCAUUCCAUUCAUCCAACGUUGGGAAUCCAUUCUCGAAGAAAUGAAGAAAAUAUGUAGUGGGGUCGUUUUCGUAUUUAUGGCUGAAAUUCCAACCAAGGUGCUUCAGUCGACUGAAGUUCCUGAGGUGUAGAGCGUAUACCCAUGAUGGAUA
Messenger RNA from Somion occarium, 1644 nucleotides. NCBI's taxonomy places the organism in Eukaryota, Fungi, Basidiomycota, Agaricomycetes, Polyporales, Cerrenaceae. The record is from the annotation of a GenBank genome assembly.